Meloidogyne enterolobii is the source of this 689-nucleotide messenger RNA. Lineage: Eukaryota; Metazoa; Nematoda; Chromadorea; Rhabditida; Meloidogynidae. The record is from the annotation of a GenBank genome assembly.
UUUUUAGUGGAAUGCAUAAACUUAAAUUAGCCUUUGCUUCUCAAUCAUCACAAGAACAUUGCCGAUUAAUACAUGCAAUAAUGGCUAAACAUGCAGAAACUGAACCAAUGAGAGAACAUAUUUAUGUUGCUUUAAAAGAAUUAUGGACAGAUAAAGGAGUUCAAUCUGCAAUGAGCAGAAAAUCAGAAUUUUAUGUUCCAGAUUGUGCUCAACAAGUAUUUGAUGUUGGGGGGCAACGUUCACAAAGGAAAAAGUGGAUACAUUGUUUUGAUGAUGUUAGAGCUUUAAUUUUUGUAACGGCAAUGAGUGAAUUUGAUCAAGUUUUAAUGGAAGAUGGAACUACUAAUCGUUUACAAGAAUCCUUACAAUUAUUUAAGCAAGUUUGUAAUAAUAAAUAUUUUAUUGAAACUUCUAUAAUUCUUUUUUUAAAUAAAAAAGAUUUAUUUGCUGAAAAAAUGAGUCAAGGACGGUCUUUAAGAAUUGCUUUUAAAGAAUUUAAUGGUCCAGAUAAUUACGAAUCAAGCUCUAGAUAUAUCGAAAAGAAAUUUUUUAUGGCAAAUGAAGUCCCUAAUAAAUCAAUUUAUUGUCACCAUACUUGUGCAACAGACACAAAACAAGUCCAAUUUGUUCUCGAUUCUACACUUGAUGUUAUUUUAAGUUCAAAAUUAAAAGGAUGUGGAUUAUAUUAA